GGCCCCUCUGUCUGGUGCUGAACUAGUUUGUUGAAGCAGCUCGGGCGGGCGGUUCUGUGACGGAUUGGCUUUCGGCUGGAGUCGGAGGAGCUGGAUCCUCGCGUGUCCGUUUUUAUGGACGAUAAUCGGCGGUGACUCCUCGCUGAGAAUGAAUGCAGCGUUCCCGCUGUAAUCUCCGUCACUGACGACCCUUUUUUCCUCGUUUUUCCCGUCGGUUUCUGUCUGGAUUGGCAGCGCUGGGAGUGCGGAGAGGCGCAGGGAGAGAGCGCGAGGGAGUUUUCUGGCCACUUGAAUGGAGGGUACGCCGGCAAAGCGCCCCGGAUUAGCUCGGUUUGGAGACAGAGCGCGAGCUGGGGGUCUAAUCUGGGAGCUCCGGGGUUGGUGGGCGUGAAGGAAAGGGCACAAUCUCGCCGUUUCGCUGCAGGAGGAUGGCGCUCUUCUUCGCGGAGACCGCUUAGGAUCCUCCCCAAACAUCGCGCGUAUUCACCAAACUCAAACUCCCUGGAUUUCUCCGCCAGACGUUUUGGAAUUUUUCUCCUAUUUAUUUAUUUAUUUAUUUUUGUUGUUGUUGCGCCAAAGAAGAAGCCGUGGUGUUUGUGUGUGUGUGUGUGCGCGCGUGUGUGUGCGUGUGUGUGUGUGUUUGUGCGUGUGCGGUGAUGGAUAAGGGCUCUGAAGGUUUGGAUGCUGUCCCACCGUCUAGCCCUGCAUCAGAUGGGGCAGAGAAAAGCAGCAGGAUGGGAGAAAACGACAUGUGAGGAGAUUCAGACCCCCUAACUCCCCCCCUCAUCGGAGGCUGCCAUUCCUUCAUCGAGGUGUCUGAUCCUGAUUUACAAUGGAAAAACUGCUUGUCUGCCUGUUGGUUAUUGGAAUGGCAGUGAAGGCCCAGAUCUGUCCCAAGCGCUGCGUCUGUCAAAUACUAUCCCCGAACCUUGCAACGCUCUGUGCAAAAAAAGGGCUGCUGUUCGUCCCACCCAACAUCGACCGGCACACGGUGGAGCUGAGGCUUGCUGACAACUUUGUCACCAGUGUAAAACGGAAAGACUUUGCCAACAUGACCAGGCUGGUGGACCUCACCUUGUCAAGGAAUACAAUAAGCUACAUCACGCCAUAUGCAUUCGCAGACCUGGAGAACCUUCGGGCCUUGCAUCUCAACCACAACCGGCUCACUCGGAUAGGCAACGACACCUUCAGUGGCAUGUCCAAGCUGCAUCACUUGAUCCUCAACAACAACCAACUUACCCUCAUCCACUUGGGAGCUUUCAAUGACCUUCUGGCACUGGAGGAACUUGACCUUUCUUACAACAACCUGGAGACUAUACCCUGGGAGGCCAUCCAGAAGAUGAUCAGCUUGCACACCCUCAGCUUGGACCACAACAUGAUCGAUUACAUUCCUGAAGGUACAUUUUCCCUCUUGCAAAAGCUCAACCGACUCGACGUGACCUCCAACAAGCUCCAGAAGCUCCCGCCAGACCCACUGUUCCAGCGAGCCCAGGUGCUAGCAACUUCCGGAGUGCUAAACCCUUCCUCGUUUGCCCUGAGUUUCGGAGGAAACCCCUUACACUGCAACUGCGAGCUUCUGUGGCUUCGGCGCUUGAGUCGGGAAGAUGACUUGGAGACCUGCGCAACUCCCUCCCAUCUCACGGGACGCUAUUUCUGGUCCAUUCCAGAGGAGGAGUUCCUCUGUGAACCUCCGCUAAUCACUCGCUACUCUCAUGAGAUGAGGGUCCUUGAGGGUCAGAGAGUGACACUGAGGUGCAAAGCAAGGGGUGAUCCCGAACCUGCUAUUCAUUGGAUAUCGCCAGAAGGGAAGCUAGUGUCAAACUCCUCGCGUACCAUAGUCUACAACAACGGGACUUUGGACAUCCUCAUUAGCACAGUAAAAGAUUCUGGAUCGUUCACUUGCAUCUCUUCCAAUCCGGCCGGAGAAGCCCACCAAACCGUGGAGCUUCUGAUCAUCAAACUUCCUCACAUCAGCAACAGCACCAAUAACAUCCAGGAGCCAGACCCGGGAUCGUCCGAUAUAUCAACCUCCACCAGGGCUGGAGCCAAUGGAAGCAACCACACAGCGGACUCCAAGACUAGCCCAGACAAACGGGUGGUUAUAGCGGAAGCCACUUCUUCCACUGCGCUUAUCAAAUUCAACUUCCAGAGGAAUAUACCUGGAAUACGCAUGUUUCAGAUCCAGUACAAUGGAACUUAUGAUGACUCCCUUGUUUACAGAAUGAUCCCCCCUACAAGCAAAAACUUCCUGGUGAAUAACCUGGCGGCCGGGACCCAGUACGACCUGUGUGUUUUGGCCAUCUACGACGACGGCAUCACGUCCCUGACCGCCACGCGAGUGGUGGGCUGCAUCCAGUUCACCACUGAGUCAGAAUAUUUGCGGUGCCACUUCAUGCAGUCCCAGUUUCUGGGCGGCACCAUGAUCAUCAUCAUCGGCGGCAUCAUUGUGGCGUCCGUCCUCGUCUUCAUUAUCAUCCUCAUGAUCCGAUACAAGGUGUGCAACAGCGGCGAACGCGGCAAAGGGUCCGGCGUCACCAGCAUGCACUCGCAGACCAACGGGGCUCAAUCGCAGGGCUGCAGCAUAACCCCUUCUGCGUCCAAAGAGGGCGCCCUGGGGUCAGACGGGGACGAAAAGGGCGGCCAGAAGGUUUCAGCACCCCCUCCGGACUCCUUAACCCACUCCUCGGAAACCUCCAUCCCAGACUGUUCCACGUCCACGUCCGUGGUGAGCCCGAGUUGGACCACUCAAGGCUCGUCCGGGUCUUUGAAGCCAAAACGCAAACCAGCGCCAAAGCCAGUGGAGGCCAAGGUGGACGCUCUGACCAAUCCUGAGACUCAAAACACCAACCGAAACAACUCAACCGCACUCCAGCAGCCGCUAAUCCCGGCCCCGAUGCUCCCGUCCCGCUUUAAAGACACCCCAAUCCUGAGGAGGGCGCAUCCCAGACCCUCCGUAACCAAGUACAUGACACUGCCGGUAGAAGGAGUGCGCGCGAAGCGGAGGUACUCCCUAAACGAGGACCUGUCCAAGCACCAUUGCUUCAGCGGUGCGCAGAAGUUCGGGAACAUGUGGUCCAAGCGGAGUCUAUCCAUGAACGGAAUGCUAGUCCAAAUGGAGAACACGGAUAUAGACGUUCUCUGAAAGCGCGUGGAUGAGCAGGAUGUCGCUUCGAGGGGAUUUCCUCCCGGCCCUCCGCUGACAGCCACCUCCACCUCCAUAGCAGCCGCAUCCACACAGAAACCCACGGUACUCCACUCUCGGAGCGUUUUGCCGCGAGAAACGCAUCGGUGCCUUCCUAUGUUGUCCCGCCAGGAGCACCAACUGGAAACGAGCUUUGGCCGAUAGGGAAUGUGAGCAAGACUGAGAGCAAAACAGAGAUAUUUCACAAAAAAGCCUUUCUAUUCAAGGGAAUAACGUUUUCCUGCAUUACUACAGAGACGCUCAAAAAACGACUAUUAGAGACUUGAAAAAAAUGAUAAAAAGACUUGGACCUGUUAUUAAAUUGAUAUUUUUUAAAGAAAAAAAAAACGUUUUUCUUUUCGGUGACAUUGAUAUUGCCUUUAUUUGAAGGCCCUGAAAAAAAAUCCAUGUACAGAAAGACAACAUCUACUGUGUUGUUAUGUUGUGUAAAAUAAAAAAAAGAAAUAAGAAUAUGUG
This is a messenger RNA of Pygocentrus nattereri (red-bellied piranha), 3658 nucleotides long. It is a transcript of the gene lrfn5a, whose product is annotated as leucine rich repeat and fibronectin type III domain containing 5a. Bases 833 to 3142 code for a protein of 769 amino acids. Gene Ontology annotation, molecular function: protein binding. The record is from RefSeq and is a predicted model, not a curated record. The transcript has 4 exons. Lineage: Eukaryota; Metazoa; Chordata; Actinopteri; Characiformes; Serrasalmidae.